AUGAAGAUAAAAAAUAUUAUUAGGAUAGCAUUUUGCCACCUUGCAUUAUAUUGUUUUGUUGUUUUUUAUAUCGUUGGUGGUGGGUAUAUUUUUCAUUAUCUAGAGGGACCUGGAGAAGAAGCUAAACAUAUUAUGAUGAAAGAAAAAUUAAUUCUUAUAAAAAAUAUAUUUGUAAAUAAUGUUACUUUUUCAAAUUCAUCAGAUUUUAUUGAAGAGUGCCUUGUAAUAUUAUUAAGUAAUUUAUCAGUAUCUCAAACACCUCAUGAUGUUCAUGAUAUUCAAGAAGCUCUUUCUAUAUUAAUUAAUAAAAAUGAAAAUUUUCAAAAAAGAUGGACAUUUGAGUCAUCAAUAUUAUUUGCUUUUACAAUUCUUACAACUAUUGGAUACGGUAAUUUAGUACCAACAAGUAAAGGAUCUCAAAUAUUUACAAUGAUAUAUGGUGCUAUAGGUAUACCCUUAUUUCUUAUAACAAUAGCUGAUUUGGGUAGAUUUUUUAAAACAGCAGUCCUUUUUCUUUUACAAAUUAUUUUUAAACGUCAAAUUAAAAAAACUGGUGAUCAACAUCUUUUACGUGAGAUUGGUGAAGUUAUCCUAGUAGCAUUAUUUUUUAUUGCAUUUAUUGCUGCUGGUUCAGCUAUAUUACCACUAUGGGAAAGCGAUUUAACAUAUUUUCAAAGUGUAUAUUUUUCAUAUAUGAGUUUAACAACAAUUGGAUUAGGAGAUAUUGUACCUAGAAGAAUGGAUUUUUUAUUACCCACUUUAGUUUAUAUAACAAUCGGUUUUUGGUUAACAACUGCAUUAGUGGAACAAUUAGCUGAUGUUUUUAGAUUAGUUCAUUAUUAUGGUAGACAUGUUAGUAAUGUUAAAGGUAUUACUGUAUGGCUUGGUGGUAGAAGACUUAGUGUAGGAUCAUUAAUUCAAACAGUUUGCCGUCGUGUUGGAAUGUCUGAUAAUAUAGUUAGUGCAAUAAAUUGGGAUAAAACUUUAGAUCAAGUAUUAAAUGGACAAGCACUUGAAUCAAUUCCUAUAUUUCCGUGGCAUUUUUCAGAUUUUAUUGAACAUGAUCCACCAUUAAUUGAUUCAAGUCUUGAUAUCGAUGAAUUAGAGAGUGCUUAUUAUUAUACAGUACCAACAAUAUGUAAUAGUCCUGAUCAUAAUGUUCAUAUACGUAGAGGAAGCCGUUCAACUACAAGAAAUAACUCAAGACAUUCAAAUUUUUCACUACUACUAAGUGAAGGAGAUGAUUCAUCAUCUUCAGAAUAA
Strongyloides ratti is the source of this 1263-nucleotide messenger RNA. Its product is annotated as Potassium channel subfamily K member 18. Gene Ontology annotation, molecular function: potassium ion leak channel activity. Lineage: Eukaryota; Metazoa; Nematoda; Chromadorea; Rhabditida; Strongyloididae. Gene Ontology annotation, biological process: potassium ion transmembrane transport; stabilization of membrane potential. The transcript has 3 exons. Gene Ontology annotation, cellular component: membrane. The coding region runs from base 1 to 1263 and encodes 420 amino acids. The record is from RefSeq and is a predicted model, not a curated record.